AUGGGGCCACCACAGCAGCAGCAAGGCUACGGCCACCCAGGACAAUCACCAUACACGAGUAACCAACACCCAGGCUAUGUCAGCUCGACAGAAACCUCCUCUUUCAGUUACCCGAGCUCCCCACACCCAAACCCGCACUUUCCACACUCACUUGCAUUGGCACCGGCCAUGCAGAAUCCCGGACUUGUUAGCCCGCAAUCACAACCUGCGCAAUACUCUCACGCAAUGGGGCCACAAGCACAGUCGGGCUAUCAUACGGCGGUUGUGCCUGCCCACAGCUCUGGAAACUCUGUACCGCCUGCUUCUAUGCAGUAUCCACAGUCUCUACCCUACCCCACAACGCCUCAGGUUCUCCAAUACAACCCACAAGCUCAACCUUUUGGCCCACCAAGAGGUAACCCACAAUACCAACCAGUCACACAACAGGUUCCACAACAAUUUGCGUACCCACACGUCCCGAAUCCACCCAUGGCAUCGCUUGCCUACCCUCCUUCCCACCACAUACCAAUCUCGACAGUGGCAUCGCCCGCUCAUCCCACAUACACGCAAGCGCUAUAUGUUCAUCCUGGACACCUAAAAGCACCACCCCAUGGUAUACCGCAGUACGGCCAGCCUUCACACCAGGAGGUGCUGCCUACCCAUCUUCUCCCACAGCAGGCGCUGGCACGGGCCAUGGCACCGUCUGUCUAUCCUCAAAACUUGCAGGUGCAGAGUCAUAACCCGGCACAACCGCCCCAUCCUACUUAUCACCAGGUUUCACCACUGGGAAUAGCGCCAUCUGCACAUGUUCCAAACCAACCAAUGCAGGCUCAACCCGCGAUGACAUAUGGUCAGGACCUCACACAGCAACAGCCUACUGGGCAUCGUGGUCACGAUGGGAUGCUUCCGCAGCAAGGGACGCACUCGAAUCAACCAGCCCCUCAAGGUGUCACCCAUGAGGCAGCACCGCCAGAGCAAGGUUCGAGGCAGGGCUCAACUCCCAACCCUCCGUCCAUGGCUUCGACUUCGAAUAUAUCCAAGAACUCGAGACCUCGCACAUCCCGUCACGUGGCCGAGUCUGGUAUCGAGAUGCUAACGAGACUCACAUUGGAGAACAUUCGGCGGAAGGAUGCUGAAAAUAAAAUCGCAGAUUUCGAAGAAUGA
Messenger RNA from Alternaria atra, 1143 nucleotides. RefSeq lists its product as uncharacterized. Lineage: Eukaryota; Fungi; Ascomycota; Dothideomycetes; Pleosporales; Pleosporaceae. The coding region runs from base 1 to 1143 and encodes 380 amino acids. The transcript has a single exon. The record is from RefSeq and is a predicted model, not a curated record.